Messenger RNA from Drosophila subpulchrella, 1179 nucleotides. Its product is annotated as protein shisa-5. Bases 315 to 779 code for a protein of 154 amino acids. The record is from RefSeq and is a predicted model, not a curated record. The transcript has 5 exons. Lineage: Eukaryota; Metazoa; Arthropoda; Insecta; Diptera; Drosophilidae.
ACACAGUUGACGGCACUAUUCUUAACUUGUUAUCGUGCUAUAUUUUAUUAUUUGCAGAUUAGCUGCUGAUAAGAUUUUAUAGCCAAUUCCGAUCAGGCUUCAAUUAGGGCCUUUCGAUUGAGGAGCAAAGUGAUAUUUUCCUGAAUUCCACGUGUGCUUUAGGAAAAUAAUAAAAUUCUGGUAAUUUAGCAGUGCAUUUUUUAUGCACUAACUGCAACAAGUGGAAUUCUCGAGUUAAAGUAUUCAAAAGCCGGAACAAACAGUAACAUUAAGCCAAGCUGGAGGAAUUCGAAUUGGAGGACAUCGAAGGCGCAAUGGAUUUCUGGGGUAUUUUCAUGUUUUUCCUGCUCACUUUCCUCAUCAUGAGUUGCUGCGGAUAUUGCUGUACCAGCAGACGCCAGGGUGCCGUUUUGUCAACGCCCGUGGUGGUGACCUCCGCCACGCACACGGCUCCCGGCGGAUAUCCGGUCACACAGCUGCCUCCGCCGGGCUAUCCGGCGGGCAACGCCUACGCAGCUCCCGUUGGAUAUCCCGCCCAGACCACCGGUAACGUGACCGUGCAGAUGCCCAUGCCGAUGCAACCCCAUAACCAACAGCAAAUGCCGAUGCCGAUGCCCGGCAUGCAAACGCAUGGCGUGGCCUAUCCUCCGUAUCCCGGCGCCGGGGCUGCCAGCAUGAAUCCUCCGCCCUACGACAUGGCCAUGGCUAAUCCGGGACCCAGUGUCAUGCCCUCCGGCUAUGAGAAGCAGGCUCCCUACAACCCCAACUUUGGGCAGUGAUUGCUAACUGCGAACUGAAAGUGACACUUAUUUGGAGGAGACCCUCUUUCGCCUCGACAUAGCUUUUAUACACUGCUGAACGCAUUCGUUUCGAUUCCUCUUUAUAUGUAUUACCCAAAUGAACUCCAAAUAGUCAGCGAUAUAUUUCCAAGCGGCCGGGGGAAGAAACCAAAGCAAAAGCGAUCGCACAACGAGCCAUUUUUGUAUUGCUUGUGAUGUAUGUAUGUAAAAUGAACAUAUAACUUAAGUGGAACCUAUAUUUAAUUUAUACACCUACGUUAAGGAAGCCCAAAAAGAAAACAAAACUGAACUACAUGAAGUGUUAAUUGUAAUAAACUAGCGAAGUGCACGUCAAAUACAUGCCUGUUUUUUCGAUGUGCACUUCCACAAAAACCAGAAA